GCCGGGGCUCAAGUUCGUCAAUCAUGAGACGGGGGACUUUUUCAUUGAUAAAUAAAUUGAGGCCCGUUUCGAAACGGAGAGAGUUCUCUGCAAGUCCCAGACUCCCAGUUACACCAAAACGCCAUAGAAAUGGAGGGAGAGACCUCGAGGUCGAGCAAAAUCGCAGAGGGCGUCAUACAAACCCUAAAAACCAGAGGCUGGUGUAUCGGCGACCUCGAUCAAGUAAAUGCCAUUGUCCUGGUCCAAUCAGCUUUAUCCGACGAUGGCAAAGCUUCCACAAUUGCCGAUUCCGUCGAGUCUCAACUCCUCGAUAUGGACCUUAGAUCCAUAGGCGGCAAGUCAUUGCCGGACGCCAUCUCGUUUCGCAAAGCUUCUCAUCUUCAAGGACGCAAAGUGCUUCAGAUAUCUUCCGUGAGAGACGUAGCCGUCAGUACCAUAGACGCAUUUUCAAGCUCCGGCCACCGGCGCCUGCUCAAGCUCGUUCUCACCGAUGGUCACAGCGAGAUACCCGCAAUUGAGUACUCCCACUUGCCUUCUGUUGGGAAUGAUAUCGCUCCCGGCGCCAAGGUUCGUGUGGAGAACAAAGCUACGAUUCAUAGUGGAAUAUUGUGCUUGAACCCUAAAGUGAUGACUGUGAUUGGAGGCGUUGUUCAAUCGCUUUAUGAUGAAUGGCAUAUGAACCAGAAGUACUCCGUGUUCUCGCGUUCUUCACUGCGUCCGACUGAGGAAGGCGGUGUUGCUGGCCCUCCUGCUUUUGCUAAGUUGCAAGCUGGAGCCUCCUCCAUUCGUCCUUCUUCUCAGAGAAGCAGAGUUUCUGAUUACUUUCAGGCUAUUUCAAAAAGCAGCAUGCCUGUAGCUGAAGGAUUUGUGACGAAACCUGAAGUUGGGUUAGAGAAUGUUAUAAAACAAGCAGAAAAUGUAGUUGACAAAGUGAAAACACUGGAGGCCAAGGAAAAUGCACAGUGGAGGCCUCUUCCAUAUGCAAUGGGACCAAGGGAAGGUUACUCUGCUUCUACCUCCAAGUCCACAUUCCCUUCUGCUUCUGAGGAAGUUCAAAACAUUGCAGAUAGUACCAGCACUAGCAAUCUGAAACCAGCCCCACUUGCAGCAAGUAAUGAACCAAAGGCAACCACCUCAUACAUUCGGCCAAAAGAAGUGACUGAAUCAGCACCUGUGCAAAACCAAGCUGCUGCUCAGAAGCUCCUCCAGAAGAUGGCACCUCCUAGACAAUUCGACCGGCGCUCCAGAGGCCGUGGACAAUACAGAGGAAGGGGGAGAGAUGACGAGGAAGAAUCUCAGACUUGGACGCUAGAGGAGUGGCAAAAUAGAAACAGUGGAGCUAAGCCACACACCAGAAACGAGUUCCCAGAUACCAGCAAUGACGAGGAUCUUGCAUGGCAGCUCCAAACCCAACUCGACAUGGAAGAUUCUCAUGUGCAAAGAGGACCAAAAGACGCGGUAGCAACCGACAUUAGGAUGUCCAUGUUCAACUUUAAGAGGGAUGGCAACGGCGGUCAUGGCAUGGACCGGCGGGGUGGUAGAGGAAGAGGAAGGAGAGGCAGGGGCAGUGGAAGGGGAAGAGGGAGAGGAAGACAUGGUUGAAUGUGAUGAUCAUACCUUUCUAUACCCCCUCACCUGUGAAAUGACUUGCACUUUGGCUACACGCAGCAUUCCUCUAACCAGGUGAAAAAUGAUCAAGGAGAUGAAGUUCUUAAACGUCUUGAAUGUUGCUUUACUUUUCACCAUAGCCAUAGCUUCUCACUGUCUGAUCUUAAGUUACUUAACUUGUUCAGGUCUGAAAGAUCGCUGUACAUAACCGACUAGUUUUCAGAACCCUCUUUAUCAUGUACGCCAAUACUAACUGGUUCGUCAAUCGUCACUCCCACUCAUGUCUUGUUAAACUUCUUUUUUUUUUUUUUAAUAUAUAUAUAUAUAUUCUUCGUACUGAUAUAGUGGUUAGGCUCACGAAUUCGGCUACUGUCACGUUUAUCGUUGGAUCGGACAUCUUGUGAUGCACAACCAUAAAUGUGGAUCUAAUGCUGGGAUGCACGAUCCAAUGGUGUAAUGACAAUUGUUUUUAUGUAAUUUCCACAAGAUUACGCUGAUUGAGUAGAUUACGAUAACCAUAAAAAUUAAGAAAACGUAUUUGAUUUUUCAGAAGAAAAUUGAUAAAAACGUGAGGUUAUU
Messenger RNA from Linum trigynum, 2187 nucleotides. The record is from the annotation of a GenBank genome assembly. NCBI's taxonomy places the organism in Eukaryota, Viridiplantae, Streptophyta, Magnoliopsida, Malpighiales, Linaceae.